CCAUCUUCAAACACGCAUUUGGUGCUGAGAAAUAGUCCAAAAAUCAUGGGGUUUUUUUUAAAAUUCAGAUACGCUUAUACACCAACAUUUUACAUUGUAAUAAGCGUUCAGUAAAAACCAAACAGUCAAAUAUAAAUUAUCAUUACACGUCAAAUACUAUAUUAGUCUGCAGAAGGCAUGCUUCCCUGGAUCUGUCUUAAAAUAACCAAAUGAAACUCCCAGGCUCGGAUCUACUAACCAACUAGAGCGUAAGAAUAACACACAUCGGAACGGCAUAAAGAACAUAGUAGAUAUUGAAAAGCAAUUAAGCAGCCGCUUUUUCUUUGGAUUCUGAAGAAAGCUUCCAAGGGCACUUCCAACAGAAACCAGUUUUUUUAAGUAGAACAGAACCAGCAAGCCUACGAUGCAGACCGGCUGUUACAUCCUCCGAAGAUCAAAGCAUCCUAUCAUUCGAGGUCCUCUAUCGUAUGAUGUCUCCGCGAGCUAUAUAGCAAAAGAGGAGCAUCACAUCCUAAACUCGAGUCGUAAAGCUCAAGAAGAGGCCAGCUUCAUUCGCAACAUACACCAAAAGGUACCAAGCAAGCAUCAGAUUAAGACAUCUCAGCUCCUCCACAGCAGGGGAGAGCAUAUAGGGGGGGAUUUCUUUGUCGAACUUUAAAAGAGAUUGAGAGGGAUAGGGGGCCCUGUUUAAGAUUUAAAGGUUACGGAAGAAGAAAGUAUGUGAUCCUUACCCCCAAAGGUUCACUCUUUGGGUUGAUACAGAUGAUACCUAACAUAGCUAUCCUGCUUACCUUCCAAGCAAAAACCACGGUCACCCCCCACCAUCCAUCCACAUCUCUGAUACAUUUCUACUCUUCCGAGCCGUAAGAUGUCAGUCCAUUAGUACUUCUCAAAUCAUAACUCUCGUGAUAUCGCCAACAAAUUUCACGAUAUGGGUUCAUGCCAAAUGCCUGCAAAUUUCUCAAGCUCAGCAUUACCUGAAUCGUCCUGCGGCUACCUACUCCAAGAACUAAAGCUGAUAUGGGAUGAAGUUGGACAAGAUCAGCUCGAACGAGACAGGAUUCUCCUUGAAUUAGAACAAGAGUGUGUACAAGUGUAUAAGAGAAAGGUUGACAGUGCGAAUAUCUACAGAAUCCGCUUACAUCAAGCACUGGCGGAUGCAGAAGCUGAGUUCACUAACCUUCUCCUCUCACUAGGAGAAAGAUCAUUCACAGGCCGGCCUGAGAAAGUCACAGGAACACUAAGAGAGCAGCUGGAAUUGAUCACUCCUGCCCUUCAAGAGAUGCAGAUGAUUAAACAAGAAAGGCUGACCCUGUUUCGGGACAUUCAGACUCAAAUGCAAAAGAUCACUUCAGAGAUAGCAGGUAACUCAGGAUGCAGUAACAUAGUGCUGAAUGAAAAUGAUCUCUCACUCAAAAAACUCGCGGAGUUCCAGAAUGAGCUUCAACAACUUCAUAGUGAAAAGAGUGAUAGACUCCAGAAAGUGGAAGCAUACAUUAAAUAUGUUCAUGAACUUUCUGCAACAAUGGGGAUGGAUUCUUCCCAGAUUAUAACUAGUCUAGAUCCAAGCCUCAAUAGUCAAGAUGGAGAGAAAACAAGGAACAUAAGUGAUGCUAUCUUAGACAGGCUAAAAAACACAGUGGAACAACUCAAAGAGGAGAAGCAAAAGAGAACAGAAAAGCUUCACAGGCUUUGGAAGACCUUGACAAACUUGUGGAAUCUCAUGGACACACCUCUCGAGGACCAAAAACCAUUCGCUCACCUCACAAUGUUUGCAUCAUCACCUUCAGGGUGUGAAAUAUCCAGCCCCAGAAGCCUUACCCUUGAUAUAAUUUACCAGGUUGAGGUGGAAGUUGGAAGAUUAGAUCAACUAAAAGCAAGCAAAAUGAAAGAGCUCUUUCUAAGUAAACAAAUAGAACUAGAUGAGAUCAGCAAGAAGUCACAUAUGGCAACUGCUUCACAGGCAGAGAUGGAUAAUAUACUAAACCUCAUCACGUCUGGACAAAUUGACCAUGAGGAUCUACUCAACAGAAUAGAAGAGCAUAUAUUGAAAGCAAAAGAGGAAGCCUACAGCCGGAAGGAUAUAAUGGAGAAGGUAGAAAAAUGGUUGAUAUCGUGCAAUGAAGAACGAUGGUUGGAAGAGUACAGUCAGGAUCAGAACCGUUAUUCAGUUAGCCGAGGUGGUCACAGGAACUUGAAACGAGCAGAACGUGCAAGAAUAACAAUCAAUAAAAUUCCAGCUUCGGUUGAAUUGCUUAUGGCAAAGACUAAGGCCUGGGAAAAUGAAAGAAAUAAAGUUUUCUUGUACGAUCAGGUUCCUCUUUUGGCAAUGCUAGAAGAAUAUAUCUUGUUAAGGAAAGAAAAGGAGGAUGAGAAGUACAGGCAAAGGGAAAGAAAACGGAUACAAGGUCAGGUCACAGCUGAGCGGGAAAGUUUGUUUGGUUCAAGGCCAAACACAAGCGCUUGCCGCCCGUUAACUAGAAACUUAAACGGAAGUUUUAGCAGCUCUUCUCCUAUAAAUAAGACACCAUCAAUGGGAACUCAGGAGCUCAGAUCAAAUACUUUCACAGCUCAAGUAACAACUGUCAAUAGGGUUAAGAAGACAAAGAUGCACAAGAUGCCAAUGCGUCAAGUAUACAAUUCACAUCUCAGAGCAGAAACAGAAUCAGUAAUUUCAUUCACACUUUCAGGCCCAUCAUCUCCUUGAAUGUUUCAUCAAAGGGAAUAUUU
Molecule: messenger RNA, 2730 nt
Organism: Asparagus officinalis (garden asparagus)
Lineage: Eukaryota; Viridiplantae; Streptophyta; Magnoliopsida; Asparagales; Asparagaceae
Product: 65-kDa microtubule-associated protein 8
Exons: 11
Coding region: 932-2707 (591 amino acids)
Biological process (GO): microtubule cytoskeleton organization
Cellular component (GO): spindle; cytoplasm
Molecular function (GO): microtubule binding
Source: RefSeq, a predicted model, not a curated record